GCGGGCUAGGGGAAGGCUCGGGUAGCCAGCCGAGAUCCCGGGCCGUCGAGGGUUCCGGCGAGCUUGCGGGCAUGAGCUGGGCCCGGGGCCGAGCGGUGGCGGCUCUGCUCCGCUGGGGGCGCGGCGCGGGCGGCGGCGGCCUGCGGGGUCCCGGCGUGCGGGUGGCGGGCUCGGGCGCGGGCGGCGGCAGCGGCUCGUCGGAGCGGCUGGACGCUCUGGUGAAGAAGGACAAGGUGGUGGUCUUCCUCAAGGGGACGCCAGAGCAGCCCCAGUGCGGCUUCAGCAACGCCGUGGUGCAGAUCCUGCGGCUGCACGGCGUCCGCGACUACGCGGCCUACAACGUGCUGGACGACCCCGAGCUCCGACAAGGCAUUAAAGACUAUUCCAACUGGCCCACCAUCCCACAAGUGUACCUCAAUGGCGAGUUUGUGGGGGGUUGUGACAUUCUUCUGCAGAUGCACCAGAAUGGGGACCUGGUGGAAGAACUCAAAAAGCUGGGGAUCCACUCCACCCUUUUAGAUGAAAAGAAAGACCAAGACUCCAAAUGAGGGCACCCGGGUCCUCACUGUGCAGAGAGGGAGCCGAUGACGUCAGAGAUGCACUGCCGGAAAAGCCUUACUGAUUUGGGGCUCACUAUUAAAAAAGGCAACUGCUUGCACUGACUCUUUUGGUUGUUAACAGUCGGUGAUUUUAGUUUGUCUGGUGUUUGGGCUAAGAAUAUUCUAUUGUGAUCUUAAUUGCAACCACUGCACUGUAAUAAUUCGAUGUUGUAUAAUGAUAUUGCUGUAAGCAAAAUUCGUUCUUAUAUUGUCAUUCUUUGCCUGAUUCAGGAGUUAAAUAGGAGCUUUUGAAUCAUUAUUAUUCAUGACUCCCAUGCAAAUGUGUCAGUCUGCAAAGAUAAUAUUAUAGCCCCCUAAUUUUUUGUAACUUUUUCUGUUUAAGAAAAUGACAAGCAAAGAAGAAAAUGUGACAACUGGGGUGUUGUUUUUUUAAAAUAAACUGCCAACAAAGGGAUACCACGGAUGCAUGAGUUGUUAAUUUUGAAGAGCAUACAUCCGUAAGAAAUUUUAGUGCCUGCGACCUUUUGUUUUUGGGAAUUAAGAGUGAUUCUCUUUCCACUGAAUGUUUGUAUAAAAAACAAAAAAAGAGUGGUUCUCAUACUCUUCUAUUAAAUUUGCUAUAAGAAUUGC
This is a messenger RNA of Cynocephalus volans (Philippine flying lemur), 1190 nucleotides long. RefSeq names its product glutaredoxin 5 (gene GLRX5). The record is from RefSeq and is a predicted model, not a curated record. Lineage: Eukaryota; Metazoa; Chordata; Mammalia; Dermoptera; Cynocephalidae. The coding region runs from base 72 to 548 and encodes 158 amino acids. Gene Ontology annotation, cellular component: mitochondrial matrix. The transcript has 2 exons.